UAUUUCCGUGAUCUUCAAGGGAAUGAAGGAAGGUCGGUAUGGAUAGCUUGGUAUAACACGCAGAGAGGAGAAAGAAAGGUUCUAUUGUAACAAAAGAGACAUGGGUAGGCUUUUCGUCGUCAGUUUGGAAGGCAACAUCUAUAGCUGCAAGCACUGCCAAACCCAUCUCGCUUUAUUUGAAGACAUCUAUUCUAAGUCUUUCCACUGCAAGCAUGGGAAGGCUUAUCUCUUCAAUAAGGUUGUGAAUGUCUCAGUUGGGGAGAAAGAAGAGCGGAUGAUGACGACGGGACUGCACACUGUUGCUGACAUUUUCUGUGUAGGAUGCGGGUCAAUUGUCGGAUGGAAAUAUGAGGCUGCAUAUGAGAAGGCCCAGAAGUACAAGGAAGGAAAAUCCAUCCUUGAAAGGUUUAAGGUAUCAGGCCCUGAUGGAAGCAAUUACUGGGUUAGUCAUGAAGCUCAGGUUGGUGGAAGUGAUGCUGAUGAUGCUUGAUUGCCUAUGAUUGAUUAUUCAGGCAAUGCUUCACCUGUUCCUUGUGUAUAUUCUUGAUCUUAUAGUUCUCAACUUAAAUGGAUCUUCAAUUUGGUAACUUUUAAUGUUUCAGCUA
Telopea speciosissima is the source of this 605-nucleotide messenger RNA. RefSeq names its product protein yippee-like. Gene Ontology annotation, cellular component: ubiquitin ligase complex. The transcript is spliced from 6 exons. Lineage: Eukaryota; Viridiplantae; Streptophyta; Magnoliopsida; Proteales; Proteaceae. The coding region runs from base 101 to 490 and encodes 129 amino acids. The record is from RefSeq and is a predicted model, not a curated record.